Messenger RNA from Gambusia affinis (western mosquitofish), 2229 nucleotides. RefSeq names its product E3 ubiquitin-protein ligase TRIM35-like. Gene Ontology annotation, molecular function: protein binding; zinc ion binding. The transcript is spliced from 7 exons. Lineage: Eukaryota; Metazoa; Chordata; Actinopteri; Cyprinodontiformes; Poeciliidae. Bases 571 to 2211 code for a protein of 546 amino acids. The record is from RefSeq and is a predicted model, not a curated record.
UUUAACCUGAAACUGGUCAGCGGUUGAUGGAUACGAGCAAAGAAAAAUGAGUCACAUGAAACCGAUCCGCCUCAUGAGUUCAGGAUCUCAGAGUGUUAAAGGCCAACGAAACUGGAUCCACACAGAGGAGUCGCAUGUCACACAGCAGAACCUCAUGACCAGCCGACCUCCGUGAAAACCUAACUCAGAUUCUGAUUAACAGUCACGGAAGAGGAGGACGCACUUUGAAUCAUAAUAGCGAGAAUUGCAAUUAAACUUUUUCCAGUUUGUCUUCGCUUAGUGAAUAAUUACACAUCGAAAUCUUUAGUCGUGUGGUUUGUACACUUAAAGUAACUUUACCACCUGGUAGAGAAGGGAUAACUCGUAUUCAGACCUGUUUAUUUUUCUUUUACUACGACAGACACGGUUGGCGCAAAAAGGGACGAGCCAAGUCUUAAUUAGGAACGUGAACAUCUGUGAAUCACAGCUCUAAAGAAGACAGAGCUUCGCUGCUGGGCGAUGCACGGCUUCAGAUGAGAAGACUGAAAGCAGAUAUUGUGUUAUUCAGCUUCACUUCUCCUAAACAGACGCAUGCCAACCGACCACAGUGCAAUCCUGACACCAGGACGCUUGAGUGCGCCUCCCAUUUGCCAUUCUCCAGUUCCCAGCUUCCCCCUCGCCGCUUCAUUCUGUCAAGCUAAACUGUCUUCAUACCUUGUCAGAACAGCCAUGAGUGACCGAGCCUCCUCUUCUUCUUCUUCGUCGCCCCUGCCCGGAUCAGAGGCAGACGCUGUUUUCCCCUCACCGCUUGCGUCUGCAGAAUGUUGCGAGGAACACCAGGAGUACCUGUCCUUGUUCUGUCUGGAUGACUUGGAGCCCUUAUGUAAACACUGUGCAGCUGACAGCCACACAGUCCACAGGGUGUACCCAUCAGCGGAGGCCGCGAUCGACUGCAAGGAGGAGCUUAAAACAUCACUAACCAAAUUAGACGUGAAGAUUAAAAACUUCGAGGACGUAAUGCAGGCCUGCAGAACGGCAUCCAAGUGCAACCAGGCUGAUUCCCACCUCACAGAGGAGAUCGUGAAGGAAGAAUUUGAGAAACUUCAUCGAUUUUUGAGAGAGGAGGAAUCAGCCAGACUUCAUGCGCUGAUGGAGGAGAGGGAGGAGAAGAGCAGGAAGGCUGCAGCGAAGAUGAACCGACUGAACGAGGAGAUAACAUCCCUGGAGGACAAGAUCCGGCUGACUGAACGGGAGCUCCAUGCCGGGGGAGAAGGAUCCGAUUACUUACAGGAAUACCAAGAUACAAUGAGUAGCACUGGGUGUGCUAGCGCCAAGCCAGAGAGGAUUCACACGCCAUUACUCAACGUGGCAAAACACUUAGGCAACCUCCGAUACGCCGUUUGGGAGAAGAUGAAACAAAUCGCCCCCUAUACUCCGGUGACUCUGGAUCCCAGAACAGCAGGCCGGGCUGUGAGGGCGUCGCCUUCAGAGCUGAGCCGUUUCCAUGGCACCGCUGGACCCUGGUGGAGCGCAGAGCGGCCCAUAAAUGAGGCGGAGUCUGAACACCUCCACCCUCAUUCCGGCACCCUGGCAAGAGAGGGCUUUAGCUCCGGGGUGCACUGCUGGGACGUGGAGGUUGGGGACACCGACAGAUGGACAGUGGGUGUAGCCGCUCUGUCGGCGCUGAAAACCACCACAUGUGAAGCAUCUCCAGAAGCCGGACUCUGGUGCGUCAGGCUCGAGGAUGGAGAGUACCAAGCUCUCACGACUCCCACUCAAACCCUCGACGUCGGCGGCUCACGCCACCUCAACAGAGUCCGAGUAAAACUGGACCUUGACGGAGGGACGGUGACAUUCGUGGAUGCCGACACGGACGCGCCUCUUUUUACCUUCACGCAUUGCUUCUCGGGAGCAGUCUGUCCUUACUUUGAGUCGUCAUCUGCGGGUGGAGGUGUUGCAGUGUUGGAACAGAGGGUGAAGAUCAGCGUGGACCCGGAGGAUCGGCCCGCAAGAGGCCACUCUCCCACGGAGAAACGUACUGCGGCAAAGACGGCGAGAGAGACGGACAGGAAGUCGGUCGAAUUAUGUUGUGCGAAAAGGGAGGAACCGGGAAAAGCUGAAGGAAAGGAGAAGACGCCAAACACCAGAAAUAUUAAGAAGCAGAGCAGAAAGAGCAGGUUUAACGUGAGCUACCAUGUUUCACUGAACAAAGCCCUGAGCGACACCGGCUAGUUUAACAAUAGCUUAUUA